Sparassis crispa is the source of this 381-nucleotide messenger RNA. RefSeq lists its product as hypothetical. The transcript is spliced from 2 exons. Lineage: Eukaryota; Fungi; Basidiomycota; Agaricomycetes; Polyporales; Sparassidaceae. Bases 1 to 381 code for a protein of 126 amino acids. The record is from RefSeq and is a predicted model, not a curated record.
AUGCCAAUGCAGUCUCCUAGAGACGAGGGGUGUCUGGAUGGCCUCGGCAUGCAGCGGACUAUCAACCAGAGAGUGAACUCGAAGACCGGGCUUAGGAGGCCGCAGAACGCGCGCCAGCUUCAAAGCUUCAUGCACGAUAAGCCCGCGCGCCGUGUCCGUCUGGCCAUGCGCAACGCGGACGCUGCGAGGAUGGCCCCUGCGAUGAUACUCAGUCCGCUCGGACACCUCGUUCCUGAUGAUAGGCUGGCUUGGACCACACCUGCGCCUUCGGCCGGCAGCGCACUCCUUCCUGCCGCCAGUUUGCCAAGGCGGCGCGCCGGGGCGGAGGUUAUCGAGGACGACGACGGUCGGGUCUCGGUGGGGAAACCGCCUCGUGGCUGA